GAACAUCCUCGCGCUUUGGAUGUGCUCCAGGAUUUGAGGAGGGGAGAGGACGGGGAAGCAUCAUUAACACAGCUCGACAGCCAUGCAGAUACUCGGAGUCCCUUUUUUCCUGUUUUGGCUUAUCUGGGGCCACUCCUGCGCUCUCGGCGGAAAAGUGAACAAGCACAAGCCGUGGAUAGAGACAUCUUACCAUGGCAUGAUCACAGAGAACAUGGACAAGGUGCUGCUGGACCCUCCUCUGGUAGCUCUGGACAAGGAUGCCCCGAUCCCUUAUGCUGGGGAGAUUUGUGCCUUUAAGAUCUAUGGUCAGGAUGCGCCAUUCGAGGCGGUGGUAUUGAAUCGCACAUCAGGAGAAGGAGUACUUAGGGCCAGCAGCCCUGUAGACUGUGAGAGCCAAAAAGAGUACACCUUUGUGAUCCAAGCCUAUGACUGUGGGGCUGGACCCAGCGGGGCCGACUGGAAAAAAUCCCACAAGGCAGUGGUUCACAUCCAGGUGGAUGAUGUCAAUGAGUUCUCCCCAGUGUUUCGGGAGCCUCUGUACAAGGCCUCAGUGACAGAAGGCAAGAUCUACGACAGCAUUUUGCAGGUGGAAGCAUGGGACCAGGACUGUUCACCACAGUACAGCCAGAUCUGCAACUAUGAAAUUGUCACCACAGGGACGCCAUUUGCCAUAGACCGCAAUGGUAAUAUCAGGAACACAGAACGGCUGAGCUACGACAAGCAGCAGACCUACAAGAUUAUGGUGACGGCCUUUGACUGUGGUCAGAAGAGAGCCAGAGAAGAUGUGACUGUGCAUAUUGAUGUCAAGCCUGUCUGCAAGCCUGGAUGGCAAGGUUGGAACAAGCGUGUAGACUAUGAGCCAGGAACUGGGAGCAAGCAGCUGUUUCCCAAGAUGCACUUGGAAACCUGUGGGGGACCCCUGUCUGGCGUGAGAGCAAUGGUAGAGCUGCAGACCAAUCACAUUGGGAAGGGCUGUGACCGUGAAACGUACUCUGAAAAAUCUCUGCAAAAACUCUGUGGUGCGGCAUCAGGCAGCACCGACCUCCUUCCUGCUCCCAGCACGUCCACAAACUGGACAAUGUCUCUGCUCACUGACAGCGGGCGAGACAGCGACCUCAUCUACAGAUUUGAUGGGCGUCAGGCAGCCAAUGUUCCAGAUCACGUGGUUCCCCAAAACCUGACGGAUCAGUUUACCAUAGCAACCUGGAUGAAACACGGACCCAGUCCAGGACUCAGAGCUGAGAAAGAAACCUUACUGUGCAACUCUGACAAGACCGAGAUGAACCGCCACCAUUACUCCCUCUAUGUUCACAACUGCCGCCUGGUGUUCCUGCUCAGAAGAGAUUUCACUCAGGUCGACACUUUCAGACCUGCUGAGUUCCACUGGAAACUGGAGCAGAUCUGCGACAAGGAAUGGCACUAUUAUGUGAUCAAUGUGGAAUUUCCUGCAGUGACACUAUUUGUGGAUGGUGUGACCUAUGAACCCUACCUGGUGACAGAUGACUGGCCAAUCCACACCUCAAAGAUUGAUACACAGCUAACUGUAGGAGCCUGCUGGCAAGGUGGCGAGGUAGCGACCCCAAGGUUUGCCCAGCAUUUCCAUGGCAGCCUGUCGGGUCUGACAAUCCGACCAGGCCGUGUUGAAACCCAGAAGGUUAUCUCCUGUUUGCAGGCCUGCAAAGAAGGCCUUGAUAUUAACUCCCUUGAAAGCCUCGCUAAGGACAUCAAGUUCCAUUUUAACCCCGCCCAGUCGGUGCUGGUGGUGGAAGGACAGGAUGCGGACAGCAUCAACACAGCUAUGACCAAAGUCUCCUACAUCAACUCUCGCCAGUUCCCAACACCUGGCCUCCGACAGCUACACAUCACCACCACAGUACAGUGUUUUGGGGAGGACACGUGUUUCUACAUCCCAGACAUCAAGGCAGUCGUUAUGGUGCUGCCGCCUAGUGAACCAAGAAUCACCAUUGAAGGACCUAACCAACUCAUUAGGCCUGCCGCUGACCUGCGGGGUCCGCUGGGUGUGGCACCCUUCAAAGAGCUUCACAUCACCAGCACAGUAAUAAAGGGGGACAGCUUUGGUGGAUCCCACAGACCGGGCGUGACGGAGGUGAUGCACAACUUGGACUACUGUGACAUCCUGGUAAUUGGGGAAGAACUGAAUCCUGAGAGAGAGAGUCUGGAGAUUCAUCACAGUGCUUUGUUGGGAAAACACCUGGAUGCCACCAACUCCACAUCUGGAAUAUCUAUUUAUGGUGUGGACUCUAUGGCCCACUAUGAGCAGGCACUGAGACAGGUGUGCUACAGGAACUGGCAAGCUGCAGCCCUGACAGAGAGGAAGUUCAGACUCACCUGCUCUGAACUCAAUGGACGUUACACCAGCAAUGAGUUCAAUCUGGAACUCAGUGUUCUUCACCACUCAGCGCACGUGGAGCAUGUCAAUCACAUGGCAGCCCAGGCUCAGUACAUGAGGCCCGUCCAUCACCCACUCAUGAUGCACAGUGUGAACUCACACAUGUCAGGAGCAACCCCUCCAGCAGCAACAGCAGUUAUUGUGGUCUGUAUCGCCGCCCUGGUGGCGAUUGUAGUGAUCGGUGUGUACAGGAUCCAUGCUACUCAUCAGGAAGGGUCCAGAGAGGACGAGGAAGAGGCCAAAGACCCUGAGGUGGACUGGGACAACUCUGCUCUCACCAUCACAGUCAACCCCAUGGAGAACAUAAAAGGACCUCAGGCACCAGAUGAGGAUGCAAAAGAAGAAAGUGAAGAGGAGGAGGAAGAAGAAGAGGGUGAAGAACGGGUGGGAGGAAUGAUAAGUGCUGAGUCAGACAACACUGACGAAGAGGAGGAGGAGGAAGAAGAGGUGAAAGAAAGGAAGCAGAAAGGAAAACUUGAGUGGGACAGUUCCUCCGUGACAUACUAAUCACACCCACACACAUUCGUAAAUAAAUACCCACACAUACACACACUCUACAUGUUUGUCUCACUCUCUCUCAACUACACACACACAACCACGCAUCCUGCAGACAUACUCGCUAGGUACACACACACACACACAGAGAGAGAGAAACAAAGUCUCUGAUAAAAUUAUUUACAAUUCAUGGCUGGAAACACUAUUAAUCUUCCCAUUUUGUCAUUUUUAAUGAAGCAUCUCCCUCUGCUGGACAAAGUCAGAACUACAGAGCCAGCCAGAGAAUGUACGCACAUUAUUAUUCACAUCACAGUCAAUGAAGCAGAGCAAAAUCUGCCAAACAAGCACAGUCUUCUCAUUAUGUGUGCAGAAUUAUCUGAGCUUUCGCUGAUAAGCUGAACUCUGAAACAAUCAUGAAGCAGAUCUUAAAUACGGAGACACAAUUAUAAACAUCAGAACAAAGUCCCAGCAUUUAAAAUCUCAUCAGAUACCUUUUGUACUACUUACAUUUUAAACAAAUUGUCUGCAAGUUGGUGACUUAUUAACAUAUUUAACAGCCAAAUGUAACAAUAUGCAUAUCCAUUAGCUAAUUAGGUUACAUUUAGAAUAUGAUUCCUUUGGCCUAAGAAGUUGGUAUAACAUAGCUGUACUGUCACUCAGUGGAUAUCCUCUUCUCAUAUUUAACACAAAGCAGACACUUCUCUUUCCUUGAAAUCUGCGUGAUCACAGUGCUGUAAUUCUGUGGCCUGGACACUAAAGAGAAACAUCUGAGCUCUUACCUAAAUAUUCCACAUUUUUCCAGAUUUCUAUUUGAUACGAAGGACAAUUAUCAACUGUUCAAUGUCUUUCACCUUUGGUUUCUUGAAAGACGUUUCUAGAUAAAAUUAUCACUUUUCUGUCAGCUUAUAAACAGAUAGACAAAGUUGAUAUCAGUGCAAAAAUAUUCCUUGGACCCAAAUGGCCUGAUAGCAUUAAACGCUUGUUUGUCUGGAUCUCUGUCCUUUACCAUAUGUGUCCAUACUGUGGCCUAAUGUCGUCUUUGCUGUUAGAGUUAGAUCGCUUAUCUUUCUUUUUUCAGCAGAUUAAAUGGUACCAAGAUGUUACUGUAAGAAAUGCUACUGGUCUCCCAGCUUUACUUUGUUUCUAACUCUAUAGUAAAGGAAGCCCUCUAUGCAAUUAUGGGCCCAGUUUAAAAGACCAGUAUAUAGAAACAGGGGCAUGUCAGCAAUUAUCAUAUAAGUUGGGGGACUUAAAGUAUGACAGGCAGAUUUUUAAAGGGGUCCAAAUCAACUCAUCAGAGCCUAAGAUAUCCUGAUGUUUGUGCCUAGCAUUGGUCAGUUUUUAAAAGUGCCACAUCCUACACAUCCCACAGUGCAACUCACUAGCAUCUGUUCUUAAAUGUACGGGGUCAGAUUUUACCCACAGCACAGAUCAAACCAAUAGUCAGACUGAAGAGAGACCGAUAAAUUCAUCCAUUGCACACACUUGGCUAGUUCGUCACUAAGUCUUUUGCUAAGAAUUCUGGGUAAAUUAGAUCACCCCCCCAGCCAAAAGACAUGGGUCUUUUUACACUCCACACCUCCAGUUUGUAAAACUGUCAAAUGUCAAAUCGAACACAACCCUGAAGACAUCAUCAGGGUAUUUUUCUUGGACUUAAUAAAUCUCCUCAAGAGCCACACAUGAAGUUAUACAUUGCAGCUGUUUUCAUGUGUAGUACAGAUCUUUGUGUGUAAAACUGGAGGACUGUCCCUUUAAAGCUGUAUGAGGAGCCACAGAAAAACUUUGCUAAACGCUGUUCUGACUGCUGUUCACCAGAACUACAUGCAGGAGUGGAAACGUCACUCAUACUGAUCCCAGCUUGCACCAACAUUAUAACAGAUUACGUAUUUAAGACAAAAUAAAUCCCGUGAGUUUGUCUCCAUUCAGAUGAGCUUUGCUGUUCCCAGGAGCCAGCUGUAACCUCUUCACAUCUGAACAGUAUCAGUGACACCCUUCCCUCCCUCUGUUGGCCUUUAAGCACCUGUGAUUGUGAUGUCAUCAUUGUGAAACAACUGCCUUGUUGCCCUCGUCCCCCUUUGUCAUGUUGUGCUUCUGAAAAUUUAAAGAGAAAAAAUGAUUCUUUUACAUAUAAAAACAAACCCUGUAAAAAUGUUCAAGACACUUAUUUUAUAUGUUUCUUUUUCCUUUUGUAAACAAAAAUUGGUUGGGAUUUCUCUUUAGUGGUCAUCCCACUGCUUUCUGUAUAUUGACCAA
Molecule: messenger RNA, 5158 nt
Organism: Monopterus albus (swamp eel)
Lineage: Eukaryota; Metazoa; Chordata; Actinopteri; Synbranchiformes; Synbranchidae
Gene: clstn2a
Product: calsyntenin 2a
Exons: 18
Coding region: 83-2917 (944 amino acids)
Biological process (GO): positive regulation of synapse assembly; positive regulation of synaptic transmission; homophilic cell-cell adhesion
Cellular component (GO): postsynaptic membrane; cell surface
Molecular function (GO): calcium ion binding
Source: RefSeq, a predicted model, not a curated record